AUGGCCUUCUCUCUGCCGUGCGCCGCCAGCGGUGCUUUUGCUUGCAGCAGAUUACUCUGCCAUGCUGACCCAGCUCUCUUAGUCUCCUGUUUGCUAUCGCUCUUGGUUUUUGCUGCGUUAUAUCUCCGAUCCCGCAAUCGUGAAGAUGGGCCCCAAUAUACGCCGUUCACUUCUACAUCCGCUGGAGACAGAGAAGAAGACGACGAGACCGAGAUCCCAUUACGAAAAACAGCUACCGUCCCGCCCCUACAAGCAGCUGUAGAGGGACUUCUCCUCCUUAUCGAUCUUGUACUUGCUCUGCUGCUAUUCCUCCACGGCGAAAAGGACGACGGCUACCAGCUAGGAUUUGCAUCCACUAUAUCUUCCGCCUACAUACUCACUCUGCUGGUAGGAAGGGUGUAUACCGCUAAAUUCGGCCUCAAAUGGCAUUCCAUCUGCCUCUACGCUGCGCAAUGGCUCUAUACUCUCCUUUUAACAUACACGAAUGUGUCCCAGCGAAGCCACAAUCGCUUCAACAUCGUUGCCGCCGCCUCUCGCCUUUCUAUAUUUACCUUCAUUGGCUUGGUACACUGCCUAGUACCCAGAAUACCGCCUCACGCCCUCGAUAGGGGGAGCAACCCCCCGUCCCGCGAUGAACUCGCUAGCCUCUUGUCAAGCCUAACAUUCUCGUGGAUGGACCAGCUGGUAUGGGCGGCAUUCCGAAAGACUCUACAGCCCGCGGAUCUGGGUUCACUUAACCGACAGUACUCCGUUGCUGUUGUCCUUCCUUGGUUCCAGCGCAAAACCAGCCCGUCGUGGUCUCUGCUAUGGAGGAUCUUUUCUGCAUUCAAAUACAGGAUCUUACUGCAAGGCCUAUGGGCAGCCUUGAAUAGCCUUGCAGUAUUUGUGUCACCGAUGCUCAUCCAUUAUAUCCUCCAAGAUCUCAACUCUCGGGACGCGAACCUUUCCCGCCUCUGGACAUACGUUGGCGGACUCUUGGUCUCUGGGAUGCUUGCAACGCUCGCUGAGUGCCAAUGCAAUUGGACCGGCAGCCAGAUGAACGCGCGCAUGCGUAUCGUCUUAGUUAGCGAGAUUUAUGCCAAAGUUCUACGCAAGAGCACUGCGAAGGGGGAUGAGGGCUCCAGUGGGAACUCCGCUAGCACUGGCACCAUCACCAACCUAAUGUCAGUAGACGCGCAGCUUGUUAGUAGUAUGAGCUCAGGCUUGUACUUUAUCUGGAUCGUCUUCCCUGUGCAGAUGGGACUUGGUACAUAUCUGCUCUACCGGCUAUUGGGAAUCAGCGGCAUACUGGGCGUGCUGGCGAUGAUUCUACUAGUACCGCUGAACAUCCUAGUUUCCCGGGGGGUUAUGGCCACACAGGGCCAGGUACUAACUGCCAGUGAUGCUAGAAUUCAGGCCAGUAACGAGCUGCUGGAUAAUAUCUAUACGAUCAAGUUUUGUGCAUGGGAGGCCCCCUUCCGUAGUCGCAUCUUGCAACGUCGUGGUAUAGAAAUGCAACGGAUGCGUACCCGCUGUAUCUGGUGGACUGCCUCAAUGACCCUAUUCCAUACGCUCCCCUUCCUCGUCACUAUCUUGCCUUGCUUCUUCUAUACUAUCGUUUGGGGUCAGCCCUUGGGGACCGCAAUUGCCUUCCCGGCUCUUGCAAUCUUUGCAGUUCUGCGUAUCCCCAUUAAUCGCCUCGCUGAUUCUAUCACCUUUUUAAUACAGGCGUACAUCUCCCUUAUUCGAAUUAGCCGGUUCCUAGAUGAGGAAGAGACAAAUAAAUACCGCCAGCUAUCUGACUCGCAUGACUUACGGAUUGGGUUUGAUGACGCUACUUUUACGUGGCCUACGACCGGUCAAACGAAUAACCUUACCAACAAAGAUAUGCAGAGCGAUGAUGAGGAUGAGGAAGAUAUUCCACUAGUACAAACGACUGAACCCUUCCGAUUGAGGAGAUUACAUAUCCAAUUCCAACCGGGCGGCCUAAAUGUUAUCUGCGGCGCCAGUGGCUCGGGAAAGUCGUCACUUUUACUGGCGUUACUCGGCGAGAUGAAUCUGGUUGGCGGUCGACUGCUACACCCUUAUCCUACAGCUCAUUAUACAGAUUACCCUAGGCAAAGCUUCUCCAUGGAUACGCUCUCUAAUGCUACUGCAUACUGUCCACAGGAGCCCUGGAUUAUGAACCGUAGUAUCCGGGCUAAUAUUGUUCUCGAUCUACCAUUCGAUUCCACCCGAUAUGAGACUGUAUUACAUGCAGUCGAUUUACAACCGGACCUGGCUCUAUUUGACUAUAGAGACGAUACCUUGGCUGGUGAGAAUGGAAGCCGUCUGUCUGGCGGCCAGAAGCAACGCGUCGCCCUUGCUCGCGCCCUUUAUAGCCCCUGCCGAUACAUGCUUCUGGAUGAUUGCCUGAGCGCGUUGGAUAGUCGUACAGCAAACCACAUUUUCCGCCAUGCGAUUACAGGACUCUCUAUGCGAGGGCGUACCUGUAUUCUAGCAACGCAUCAUACGCAAUUAGCCGUCCCUAAUUGUAAGUGGGUGGUCUUGUUGGAAGCUGGGCGAGUGAAGGCGCAAGGGACAGCGAAGGAGCUUGUGUCAAGGGGGCUAAUAAACAACGAAAUACUCCAAGAUCAUGCAACUAACACAACCCCGGCGGAUACUGCGUCAGGGGAUCUGGCGGCUGAUGACGAAACCCCUAAGCCUUCUACCCCUACGAAGCCCGAUGGUCAACGCAGCUAUACAGAAAGCCGGCCUGAGGGUGCGGUGGGCUGGCCAGUCGUACGAACGUAUCUUGUGGCCAUGGGCGGCUGGAAUUUCUGGGUCCCUAUUCUUGUUGGAUUUAUAAUACAGCAACUGGCUGCACUAGGAACCAAUCUCUGGAUCAAGGAAUGGGCCUCUCAAUAUGAUAGCCGCCAAAAAAUGGGACCCACCGCCCCAACUGUUGCUGCUAGCUACUAUAUUAUGAUCUAUGGCAUUAUUUGUCUUGGAUAUGCCGGGAUUACUUUUAUACGCGAUCUGGGUAUCUUCUUUGGUGCUCUUAAGGCGUCUGGUAGCAUAUACAAGACUCUCCUGGACGCUAUUCUCUAUGCAAAAUUUACGUUUUUUGACAGUACCCCGUUAGGCCAAAUUACUAACCGGUUGUCUAAAGACGUCGAGGUCCUGGAUCAAUUGCUAGUCAAGUUCUCAAUCAGUAUGUGCCAGUUAGCUACCUCAUUAGCUAUGGUUGUCAUUUUCAUCGGAACUGUUCUACCUGGAUUCAUGAUAGCGGCAAUCUUCAUCUUCCUAGCCUAUUGGCUAGUAAUUAUGAUAUACAUCCAUGGAGCACGCGAUCUCAAGCGUAUUGAAAAUACUGAGCGGUCACCACUAUACCAACAGUUUGGCGAGACGCUGGCAGGUUAUGUUAGUAUUCGCGCAUAUUCAUAUACCGCAGCCUUCAUCGAGGAGAGUCAACGUCUCAUUGAUCGUCAGACACGGCCAUUCUUGCUACUUAGCGCGAGUAGUGGAUGGUUAUCUUUACGUGUUGGUACACUUAGCUCACUGAUUAUGUUUUUGACCGGCGUCUUCAUCUUGUGGGAUCGCAAGUCCGUUUCUCCAGGGGCAGCUGGUUUGGUACUCACAUUUGCUGCCUCGAUUACAGAAAAUGUCAUGUGGCUAGUACAGGUUUAUGCCAUCAUUCAGCAAAACCUCAGCUCGCUGGAGCGCGUUAUAGAGUAUACCAAGAUAGAGCAGGAACCGGUCCGUCCGCUUAAAUCCGCCGUCGACCCUAUCCCGUCAGCCUGGCCAUCAAAAGGGACUAUUGUUUUCCACAACUACACGGCGCGGUAUGCACCGGAGCUAGAGCCAGCUCUCCAAGAUAUCAAUUUUACAGUCCACCAUAGCGAGCGUGUUGGGAUUGUUGGCCGUACGGGUGCGGGUAAGAGUACUCUUACGAUGGCACUAAUCCGUGGUAUUGAGGCGUGCAGCGGCUAUAUUGAGAUCAACGGGGUGGAUAUAGCCUCAGUUACACUUCAUGAGCUACGACGCGCAGUCACAGUUGUCCCUCAGGACCCAUGGCUUUUCGCAGGCAGCCUUCGUGAUAAUCUGGCGCCGCUAAAGGACGAACAUCUCUAUAGCGAUGAGGCUAUUUAUAGUGACGAAGCCCUGCUAAACGCUCUACGCACUGUGCGUUUGUUCCCAGAAUCCAAUAUCUCUUCUGCAGACCUGGACAGGCCUGCCGAGACGCUCUCGCGUGGCCAGCGCCAGCUCCUGUGUAUUGCACGAGGGCUAUUACGUCGGUCCCGGGUACUGGUGCUAGACGAAGCCACUGCUUCUGUUGAUCAUGCCACUGACGCUGCCAUCCGGUCGGGUUUACGCGCCAGCGUUCAUAUGGGUACAACGGUUUUGACCAUUGCACACAGGAUAUUGAGCAUCGCGGAUUACGACCGUGUGGUGGUGCUGGAUGAAGGUAGAGUGGUUGAAGAAGGCCGGAUCAGAGAUUUACUUUCACGACGUGGGCAAGAUGCUAGGUUCCGACGAAUGUGUGAGGAGUCAGGGGACUUUAAGGAGAUUGAAAGGCUGGCGGCAUCUCGAACCGCCUAA
Arthroderma uncinatum is the source of this 4560-nucleotide messenger RNA. RefSeq names its product canalicular multispecific organic anion transporter 2. The transcript has a single exon. Gene Ontology annotation, molecular function: ATP hydrolysis activity; ABC-type peptide transporter activity; ATP binding. The record is from RefSeq and is a predicted model, not a curated record. The coding region runs from base 1 to 4560 and encodes 1519 amino acids. Gene Ontology annotation, cellular component: fungal-type vacuole; fungal-type vacuole membrane. NCBI's taxonomy places the organism in Eukaryota, Fungi, Ascomycota, Eurotiomycetes, Onygenales, Arthrodermataceae. Gene Ontology annotation, biological process: transmembrane transport.